This is a messenger RNA of Amaranthus tricolor (Joseph's coat), 690 nucleotides long. RefSeq lists its product as uncharacterized. NCBI's taxonomy places the organism in Eukaryota, Viridiplantae, Streptophyta, Magnoliopsida, Caryophyllales, Amaranthaceae. Bases 45 to 449 code for a protein of 134 amino acids. The transcript is spliced from 3 exons. The record is from RefSeq and is a predicted model, not a curated record.
AAAUACAUUAAACAAGUAAAAUAUUUUCACAAGGGAAAAAAAAUAUGAGGAAAUGCAUAGAAAUGGAGGCAGCAAUUGUUGCUGCUAUUUUAUUAAUGACAAUCACAUUUAUGGCUUCUACUGCGCAAGAAGAUCAGACCACUGUUCCAGCACCACCUCAAGGAUUGGAAGGGGAGUGUUGGGAAACAAUAGGAAACUGCAUAGUAGAAAAUGUGAACAAUACUGCAGUGAAGCCAGAGUUGGAUCCAUCAAGUCCGUCGUUUAAUGCGACUGAAUUUUUUUGUUGCGAUCUCAUGCAAGAAGCUGCAACUACUGAUAAGAAGUGCUUUUGUAACAUUAAUGAUUUUGUUAUGGAAAAUCCAACAUUAGCAGCUAAUACUACCAUAUUAUUGUCAGUUUGCAAUAUUAUCGAUUUUUCACUCACUUCUCUUGAUGACUUCUGCGCCUAAUAAAUGGUAAUUUGGAUGUCAUGAAGUGUUUAUGUGAAGAUCGAGAAGACAAUUACUUAUUAAUACUCUUGAAGUUGGCGUGGGAUGUAUCUUGCUUGUUUUGUGUGAAUUGCUUGUUUUUGUAUUUCUCUUCUCUUGAAGUUGGCGUGCGAUGUAUCUUGUUUACACCAGGCAGUGUGAAAUGUUUAUGUACCUAAUUAGUGGGGCGUGUGCUAUGUACGCGCUUUCUCUAGCAAAAAUA